This is a messenger RNA of Durusdinium trenchii, 2150 nucleotides long. The record is from the annotation of a GenBank genome assembly. NCBI's taxonomy places the organism in Eukaryota, Dinophyceae, Suessiales, Symbiodiniaceae.
AAGAAGAAGAAGCAAAACGGCUCAAGUCCAUGCCUGUUGUGCCAGUUGCAACCCCAGUCCGAGCAGCCAGUGAGCCUCUGUGGCCAAGUGUGGAGGGGCCACACUUCUUUGGCCAUGAUGCACACCGCGAUGAUCAUGAUGAUGGUUGGUAUGGGACAAACUGGGGAUGUGAUUGGAAGCAGGGCUGGAAAAGGCAAUCCUGGUCGAAUAUACCAAGGUCAUGGGAGUACCGCAAAAGCUGGAGUUGGGAUGACUACUAUGAGAGCAAGGGGUGGACAAAUGAAGAGUAUGAGGGGUGGGAAGGUCGUCAGAAGCUCCAUCGUCCAAACACCUUGGACAACUGGCGCGGGUAUUCUUGGGGUGAAUCAGAAGCGGAGGAAGAAUGCCAAGAGAAGAGCGAACGGCCUGCCAAGGUACCAAGAGUCCAACAGUUGGAAGACUCGAGGUCAGUCGAGUCACUCGCCGGAUGUCUGAAUGAUCUGAGUCUGGAGGAGGGGAGGGUAUCGAAGGAGAAUGUUGCACCAACCCUUUUGGAUCAGCCGGAGCAAGGUGGGGGGUUCGAAGAUGCGGAAGAGCUCAACAAGGACAAACAGGACCUGAGAGCAUCACCACCAGAGGAGCACAAAGACGAUAAGGAGAAUGACAAGAAGCAGGUUGAAGCAGUCUCGGCAAAGGAGGAAACGAAAGAGAAUGAACCGAAGAGUGAAGCAGCGUUGGUGAACAAGGAGGACACGAAACCGAAAGAAAGUGAAGCAGCCGAGGACACAAAGGAGGACAAAGAGAAGAAUGAAGCAGCCUCGACCGAGGAGAGUGAGGAGUCCAAAAAGAAGAAUGAAGCAGCCUCGACCAUGGAGACAAAGGAGGAUGAAAAGAAGAAUGAAGCAGGCCCGACCGUUGAGACAAAGGAGGAUGAAAAGAAGAAUGAAGCAGGCCUGAUCGUGGAGACAAAGGACGAUGAAAAGAAGAAUGAAGCAGGCCCGACCGUUGAGACAAAGGAGGGUGAAAAGAAGAAUGAAGCAGGCCUGAUCGUGGAGACAAAGGAGGAUGAAAAGAAGAAUGAAGCAGGCCCGACCGUUGAGACAAAGGAGGAUGAAAAGAAGAUCGGGGCUACAAAGGAUGACAAAAUGAAGAAUGAAGCAGCCUCCACCGAGGAGGCAAAGGAGGAUGAAAAGAAGAUCGGGUCUACAAAGGAUGACAACAUGAAGAAUGAAGCAGCCUCCUCCGAGGGGACAAAGGAGGAUGACAAGAAAGUCGAGGAAACCAAUGAGGAUGACAAAAAGGUCGAGGAAACAAAGGAUGAUGACAAAAAGAAUGAAGCAGCAAGGAAGAAGACGGAUGCGAAACAUAAGAAUGAAACGAAUGAAGCAGCCUUGAUGAAGGUGGAGGCGAAGCAAGAGAAAGACCAGAAAGAAAUUGAAAAGUUUGUUGAAGACAUCAAGAUCAACUGGAACGGCACAAAGGAGACUGAAAAUAAGACUGAGGAAGGUGCAGCUGCAAUUGUAGCUCACAAGUUGGAGAAUGCAGAGUUGAAAGAAAAGGAGAUCAAGUGCCAUGCAGAUGCCUUGAAGCAAUACCUGGCGUUUGACUCGGAGGUUGAAGUGGAAGAACAUGAAGAAGUAGUGCAGCAGUUGUACCAAGCAAUUGAAGAUGACGAUUCUGGCGAUGAGGUAAAGAACGAGGGCAAGAACGAGGGCAAGAAGGAGAAGAAAGAGGCAGCCAAGUCAAAGAAGGAUCAAAAGAAGACUGGCAAGAAAAGCAAGAAAGGAAAGAAAAAGGAGAAGAAGCCCAAGAGUGGCAAAGCAAAGAAGAAGGAUAAGGAGAAGAAGUCCGGAAGAAAGGAUGAGAAGGACGCGAAGAGGGCGGAGGAGGAGGAGAAAGCAGCUCAGGCAAAGGAAGCAAAAAAGAACCUUUGCAAAGAUGCGAAAAAGGCAUGGCUCUUCUUACAGGGUGUUCACUGUCAGGUCCUUUAUUACAUGUGCAUCAAGUCUUUCAGAAAGGUUCAUCAAGUCCUUGGGCCCCACAUUCCCACGCCUUCUUGCCCUCAUCAGGCCAUUGAUGCAGCGAGCCGAAAGGUGAAGGAUUCCCAGACUUGCCUGGCAAAUAUCCAACAUCUGCCCAGGGCUCAUCGCAGUAGGAAUAUACCAGAUUGA